Hyaena hyaena (striped hyena) is the source of this 1559-nucleotide messenger RNA. RefSeq names its product proteasome 26S subunit, non-ATPase 13 (gene PSMD13). The coding region runs from base 66 to 1196 and encodes 376 amino acids. Gene Ontology annotation, cellular component: proteasome regulatory particle, lid subcomplex; cytosol; nucleus. Gene Ontology annotation, biological process: ubiquitin-dependent protein catabolic process. Gene Ontology annotation, molecular function: structural molecule activity. Lineage: Eukaryota; Metazoa; Chordata; Mammalia; Carnivora; Hyaenidae. The transcript is spliced from 13 exons. The record is from RefSeq and is a predicted model, not a curated record.
CCGGUGGUCAUCCCCGCGGCGCUGACGCUUUCCUAGUGCUGCUGUCCCAGGGUCUUCCCGCCGUCAUGAAGGACGUACCUGGCUUUUUACAGCAGAGCCAGAGCUCCGGGCCCGGCCAGGCCGCCGUGUGGCACCGUCUGGAGGAGCUCUACACGAAGAAGUUGUGGCAUCAACUGACACUUCAGGUGCUUGAUUUUGUGCAGGACCCAUGCUUUGCCCAAGGAGAUGGCCUCAUUAAGCUUUAUGAAAACUUCAUCAGUGAAUUUGAACACAGGGUGAAUCCUUUGUCCCUGGUAGAAAUCAUUCUUCAUGUAGUUAGACAGAUGACUGAUCCUAACGUGGCUCUUACUUUUCUGGAAAAGACUCGUGAAAAGGUGAAAAGUAGUGAUGAGGCAGUGAUCCUGUGUAAAACUGCAAUUGGAGCUCUAAAAUUAAACAUCGGGGACCUACAGGUUACAAAGGAGACAAUUGAAGACGUUGAAGAGAUGCUCAACAACCUCCCUGGUGUGACGUCAGUUCACAGUCGUUUCUAUGAUCUCUCUAGUAAAUACUAUCAAACGAUCGGAAACCACGCAUCCUACUACAAAGAUGCUCUGCGGUUUCUAGGCUGUGUCGACAUCAAGGAUCUGCCAGUGUCUGAGCAGCAGGAGAGAGCUUUCACGCUGGGACUGGCAGGACUUCUUGGCGAAGGAGUUUUUAACUUUGGAGAACUUCUCAUGCACCCCGUGCUAGAAUCACUGAGGAACACCGACCGACAGUGGCUGAUUGACACCCUUUAUGCCUUUAACAGUGGCAACGUAGAGAGAUUCCAAACUCUGAAGACCUCCUGGGGCCAGCAGCCUGAUUUGGCAGCCAACGAAGCCCAGCUUCUGAGGAAAAUUCAGCUAUUGUGCCUCAUGGAGAUGACUUUCACACGACCUGCCAAUCACAGACAACUCACUUUUGAAGAAAUUGCCAAAAGUGCUAAAAUCACCGUGAACGAGGUGGAAUUGCUGGUGAUGAAGGCUCUCUCAGUGGGGCUGGUGAAAGGCAGUAUUGAUGAAGUGGAUAAGCGUGUUCACAUGACCUGGGUGCAGCCUCGCGUGUUGGAUUUGCAACAGAUUGCAGGCAUGAAGGAUCGCCUGGAGUUUUGGUGCACUGACGUGAGGAGCAUGGAGAUGCUGGUGGAGCACCAGGCCCACGACAUCCUCACCUAGCGCCCCCACCCUCCCCGUCUGUGGCAGCUGAGGCCGUCUUUAUUUAACUGGGGGUGGGGGUGGGAUUGUGUUUGCGAAGUGGGAACUGUUCUUCCUGCUGUGAAAACAGGACUGUCACUGAUGGGGUGCCCGGCCACAGAGAGAAGUCUGCUUUGUGGAUGUCUCCUGUGGCCUACAGUGGGGAGGGGGUCACAGGUAUCUGGUGGUGACGAGGCAGGUGAGAGUGUGCACAUGCCCCAAGGAGUGAGAAGGCAUCGCCCGUGUGGGGACACCACUCGGAAGCUCGUCUCCAUCCCCUUCACCUGUGUGAAUAUCUCCGGUGUCAUUUGAGAAUGUUCCUGUAAUAAACGCACUUGUUUUGUC